Messenger RNA from Closterium sp. Naga37s-1, 855 nucleotides. Lineage: Eukaryota; Viridiplantae; Streptophyta; Zygnematophyceae; Desmidiales; Closteriaceae. The record is from the annotation of a GenBank genome assembly.
AUGACUUGGACCUCGAAGCAAACGCUCUUACAGCCCCCUCGCCUACAGUACAAUGCCCUCUCUGGCCCGCCACCCCCCUGUCUCUCCCUCCUGCUCCGCCCCAUCCCCGCCUUCUGCCAGGCCCAGCAGCAGCUCACCAUCCUCAAUCUCGCCUCCAACGCCCUCUCCGGCCCGCCCACCCCGCUCUCCUCCCCCUCCUGCUCCGCCUCCCUUCAGGCCCUCUACCUCUCCUCCAACCGCCUCUCCGGCCCCAUCCCCGCUACAAUCAGCUCCUUGAGAAGCCUCACGCGCCCCCGCCUCGAUAACAACGCCCUCACGGGACCGAUCCCAGCCGGGUCACAGCACUGGCUGCUGGGGCAGGCGAUUGUGGGCAAGGGCUCGAGAUGGAAAGGGAGAAGGGUGACAGGGAAGGGUGCUGCAGCAGCAGGGCAGCUGCAGCAAGCGAUUAAUUCUCCUGAUCCCCCCCCCCUCUCCUCUCUCACUGCCCUCCUGCACUCUCCUCCCGCACUCUCCUCCCUCCCUACUCUCCCAUCCCUCACUUUCUUCAUAGCAUUGCCGCUGCGGCAUCUUUCCCUUUCUCUCCUCACUCCUGACCUCCCUCCUCUUUUCCCUUCCUUUCCCUUUCCCCCUCGUGCUCUGACCCUCUCUCUCUCCCCAACCACCAUGCAAUUCCAUCGCUCUCACCUGACACCUUCCACGCCACCGCAACAGGCAGCCAAGGAAGGGGGCUUCAAACAGCAAGAACCGCCACCGCCUUCCACACCAGAAGCGCCGCAUUUUCAGCAGCAGGCAGCCAAACGGGGGAAGGGGGGGGCAGCGAACAGCAAGAAGCGCCGCGCUUCCAGUCGACGAUAG